Cladocopium goreaui is the source of this 1429-nucleotide messenger RNA. NCBI's taxonomy places the organism in Eukaryota, Dinophyceae, Suessiales, Symbiodiniaceae. The record is from the annotation of a GenBank genome assembly.
CAGGUUCACAAUCAGAUUCCUUUGUGGAUCGGAAACCCACUUUUUACGCGUUUCAUCUUUGUGAGGCUGAUGUCGGUGCAGGGCGUAUGCAAGUCCUUUAAUGGUGCCAAAGGCUGGGGCUUCAUCGACUUUGGCGGCACCGACAUCUUUGUCCAUAUCAAGGAUUGCUUGGGAGAUAAGCAGCCAACCCGCGGAGACCUCUUGAGCUUCGACAUGGAACAGAAUAAAAACAAACCUGGCCAGAUGCAAGCAAAAAACGUCGUUGGAGGCUCUGCGCCGCGCGAGCCCUUGGGCGGAUGUGGAGGAAUGAUGGGUAUGGACAGUGGUUGCGGUGGUGCACCACAAUUCCAGCCCAUGGGACAAGCCAUGGGACAAGCCAUGGCACAGCCGGGUCAGCCCAUGGGACAAGCCAUGGCGCCGAUGGGCAUGGAGGGCUAUGGCCUGCCGGCUGUGGCACCCAUGGGGCAGCUGCCGCAGAUGGCUCAGAUGCAAGCGGCCACCACUCUUCCUCAAGUGGGGGUGACCAUGCCGGCCACAGUGACACACGUGCCAGGCGCAGUCUUGCCCUCCGGAGUGCGUCACCAAGGGGUGGUCAAGGCUUGGAACACUGAGAAGGGCUUCGGCUUCGCCAACGUGGAAGGUUACGAUGAUAUCUUCGUCCACAUUGUGGACUGUGUCGACAAUCAACGGCCAGUCGUGGGAGAUGUGUUGACCUUUGAGACGGAAACCAGUCAAAAGAAGGACGGCACGCAGAAUAUGAAAGCCAAGAAUGUCACAGGUGGCACAGGUGGCUUGCACGUUCACAAGCAGGGCGGCAGCUUUGGACCCAUCGGAAUCAGAGAAGGCGGAUCUGGAGCUGGACCCUAUUCAGGCGCCCCAAAGCCCCAAAGCGUCACUCUGCCGCCAGUGGGCGCGGAUGGACGAUACCAAGGUGUCAUGAAGGCUUGGAAUUCGGAGAAGGGUUUCGGCUUCUGCUCUUUAGACGGCAUGGCCAAUGAUAUCUUCGUCCACAUUGCGGACUGCAUCGGCACCCAGCCCCAGGUUGGAGACGUAGUUAGUUUCGAGACGGAGCCAAGCCACAAGAGGGAUGGCACCACCAACUUCAAAGCCAAGAAUGUGACUGGUGGCAGUGCAGCCCUGAAACACUUCCCGGGUGGUGGUGGCGACCGAAAAGUGGAGGAAGCUGCCACUUUGACCGCUGGGGCCCUGGAUUUAGCUGCCCUGCAACUGCAGGGUGCGGCCUUAGGUGCCCUGCCCCAGCUGCAGCUGGCUGGGCUCCAGGGCUUGGGCUUCCAGGUGCCUGGCCUCGGGCUCGGGGCUGAUCCCACUCUGCUGGGCAUGGCCGGCAUGGCUGGGAUGGGUCUGGUGCCGGGCGUGGGGCAAACGGCGCCGGAGGCGGCUGGACAGGUGUAACGUGGAAGGAAAAAAA